AUGGACAAUGCGCUAGAUCAACAUCCAGGACUAACCAUUGUUAUUGGUGGCGAUGUUAAUCAACUUGAUGUACAAGAGCUGUGUAUGUUGACGGGCUGGAAUGCCCUCGUGACUUUUCCGACUAGAGGUGAUUCCUAUUUAGAUAACGUCUUUACAAAUCGACCGGACUUGUUUGGGGAGUGCAUUCCAUACAACAUAUCAAUCAAAACAGAUCACACGGCAGUUAUCUUGCCAGCAGGGAAGAAAUUAAAACCUCUUCGAAAAACGAUCAAAAUUCGAGACUGCAGGAAACACAGAAAAGAAGCGUUAUAUUUAGCGCUGGCAGAAGAAAAAUGGGAUAGUGUAUUAGAGAGUAAUGAUGUUAAUGAAGCCGUUCGCAACUUAGAAAACCUUAUUCAUGACAACCUGGAAAAGUGUAUGCCACUCAAGACUGUGCGCAUGUCAUCUCGUGAUCCGCUAUGGAUGACGCCUUUGGUGAAGUCCCUGUUAAAGACAAAAUCAAAGAUAGGACCAAAUAAUACGGAUCGGCUUAAAGAGAUCAACAAGAAAAUCAGUGAUCUUAUUUGCAAAAACAGAAAGAAUAUUUUGCAAGCACCAGUUGGCUCGAGGGAGUGGUGGAGGCACAUUGAUAACCUCUCACAGCGCCGACGUUCUUCAGCUAAGGUCUCGCUUGAUGAGCAGUCACUAGUCGAACUCAAUGACUACUUUGCGAACCUCUGUUGGGACACAGCGUAUGAGCAGCCCACCCUGGUCGAAGUCCAUAGUGAAGACCACGCCCCGGUUAUCUCAGAAAGAUACGUAUGGCAAUGUCUGCAGCAUUUGAAGAACACUGCAACCGGACCAGAUCUCAUCCCAUCUUGGAUAUGGAAAGAACACGCAGAAAUAUUUACAUCAAUCAUCUGCAAGAUUUGGAACUGGUCUCUUGAAUCAAGUGUUUGGCCGUCGUCAUGGAAACGUGCCCAUGUAACCCCCCUACCUAAACUGGAUGUACCAAAGGGCAAGACCGAGUACAGAGGAAUCAACAUUACGCCUGUUAUCGCCCGAGCUUUCGAAAAAGCUGUUUAUAACAUUCACGUGCGAGAAACCGUAGAAGAACUUCUGAGUUCCACUCAGUUUGCAUAUAGAACUGGCGGGAGUUGCACAGACGCGCUACUAUGCAUGCAGCACUCGGUCUACGGCUAUCUAGAUAGUCCGGAAUGCAAAGCCGUCAGAUUGUUUGCGAUGGACUUUUCCAAAGCGUUCGAUAGCGUAAAACACACUCGGAUCUCACAAACAUACAGAACUUCCUAG
Molecule: messenger RNA, 1290 nt
Organism: Nematostella vectensis (starlet sea anemone)
Lineage: Eukaryota; Metazoa; Cnidaria; Anthozoa; Actiniaria; Edwardsiidae
Exons: 2
Coding region: 1-1290 (429 amino acids)
Source: RefSeq, a predicted model, not a curated record